UUAAGGAGAUUAUAGAUGGGACCGAAACUGGGAACUCAUGUUAUCAACCAGUAUCUGAUGUAUAUAAAGACUUUAUCGGAAAUUUAACACUAAGUGAGGACUGUUUGGUACUAAACGUAUGGACACCUCGUGUCAGAAGUAAUACCUCAUCGAAAGACUCACCACUAAAACCAGUAAUGUUUUGGAUUCAUGGCGGGGCCCUCGCUCUCGGGUCAUCAUUUCAAUACCAAUACAACGGCAGUGCACUGGCAGCUCAUGAUGUGGUGGUUGUGUCCAUAAACUAUAGAUUAGCUCAGUUUGGGUUCCUAUACGGUGGCGAUGAUAGGGCGCCCGGAAAUCAGGGCUUUUAUGACCAGUUAUUAGCACUCAAAUGGGUGAGAGAAAAUAUUCAUAAAUUUGGUGGGGAUAGGGAUCAGAUCACUAUAUUUGGUCAGAGCGCUGUGGACGCAAACCACAUAACGGAAGCCACUGUUGUGGGAACCACUGUCGCCACACUCGACACUGAAUACCUCCCGGUGUUCGCACACACAGCAUUUGAAACACUAAAAUUUAACAAGGUGGACGCAAACCACAUAACGGAAGCCACUGUUGUGGGAACCACUGUCGCCACACUCGACACUGAAUACCUCCCGGUGUUCGCACACACAGCAUUUGAAACACUAAAAUUUAACAAGGAUCUGGACCUAAUGGCAGGUGUGGCCGCACACGAGGGCUCUAUGUUAUUGCAUAAUGUUGUGCAACAUAUCCCACAAAACAUAACUGAAUCUGAUUUUAAGAAAUUAGCGCAAAGUUUUGACUCAUUUUUUCACAACUUAAAUGCCACCGCAAUCACCGACUUUUAUCUUGGAAAUGUCAACAAAAGUAAUCCUGAUCAAAUAAAAUGGGCUCUCAAUGAUAUGUAUGGAGAUCUAUUGGUGGCGUGUCCCACCUAUCAAUUUGCCAAAAACUAUGCCUUACACUCGAGCGCCGGU
This is a messenger RNA of Oppiella nova, 971 nucleotides long. NCBI's taxonomy places the organism in Eukaryota, Metazoa, Arthropoda, Arachnida, Sarcoptiformes, Oppiidae. The record is from the annotation of a GenBank genome assembly.